Stylophora pistillata is the source of this 1745-nucleotide messenger RNA. RefSeq names its product UBX domain-containing protein 11. Lineage: Eukaryota; Metazoa; Cnidaria; Anthozoa; Scleractinia; Pocilloporidae. Gene Ontology annotation, molecular function: ubiquitin binding. The record is from RefSeq and is a predicted model, not a curated record. Gene Ontology annotation, biological process: proteasome-mediated ubiquitin-dependent protein catabolic process.
ACAACCAACAUGGCGGCGAAUGGCGGACAUUUCGGAUUUACUGUAUGUUACGAAGUGUUUGCAGCCGGUUGCGGUCAAUUUUAGGUAAAAACAAUUGCAGAAUUUCAGAAAUAUAACGGCGAUGAGCUCACCAAUUUCCAGCCUAAAGAAAGGGAAAAGGACUCCACUUGAUCCCAGGCAAGCUCAAGUUCCAUUUAGGAAUUUAGAGCACACUUCAGUUGAACUUCCCAGUGGUUCAUUGAAAAAAGAUGGAUUUUCUAAAGUACCAAAGUCCUCAAGCUCAACAAAUGCACCAUCGGAUCGAGAUCUUCUGAGUAGUAUGAUGUCACGUCUGGCUCAGGUGGAACAACAACUCAAAGCUGCCCAGACACAAAUAGGAGAAAAGGAUAAGAAGAUAAGAAUACUAGAAGAAAAAGCUAAAUUAUUAGAGAAAGCUAGAGGAUAUAACUCUGGCACAAUAACAGAAUUAGAGAAGAAGUGUAGAAGACUUCAGACCCAAGUGUUUCAGAUGGAGGAAUUCCUUGCCGAUUAUGGCAUGGUCUGGGUAGGAGAUGAUGCUAGUGACUCUGAUUAUGAAGUUUUAGAAGAACCAUCAUCCACAGCUGCUCCCAGCUCAAUCAGCAGACAAGGAGUUUGGAAUCCAAACUCCUCCUUGGUUAAUUCAGCACCACGUGACUUUCAAAUGGACUUUGAUGUUGUUACGAAGAAUAUCAGAGAACUGAACGUUCUGGCCGGAGAGGGUUGUAGUGAUGUAUCACGGACUAAAGAUGGAGCUAGACUUAAAGUUCGCGAGUCUGUACCCUUGGUGUUGUAUUCAAACGGCAUUCUCAUGUUUGGUGGACCAUUCAGGCCAUAUUCAGACCCAAUUACUCAGCAGUGUCUGCAAGAUAUAAUGGACGGAUAUUUUCCAAGUGAGUUGCAGUCCAGAUAUCCUGGCGGAGUUCCUUUUGAGGUACAGGACAAAAGAGAUAUUGUGUUUGAAGACAGAAGAACAGCACUUCUAUUUCCAGGGACAGGGCAAUCAUUAGCGGCUGAGGAGAAUGCCAAAAGCCUCAAAGUCGAGAGUCAUACACCAGGAUUGUCUCCGCUGUAUAUUUACAGAGGUGUUGAAACUGCAAGACCUCAAUCAGCCGGCAAAACUCAGGUUUCUACUUUGAGGAUCAAAUCAGAGACCGGAGAAAUGACUUAUAUCUUGAAGAUGAAGUUUACAGAUUGCAUACGAGAUGUUAGAAGUCACGUUGAUGCUGCAAGGCCAAAAGAUGCUCCUCCCUACGACAUUAAAACGUCUUUUCCUAACAGAGUUUACGAUGAUCCUAACGCAACUUUACAGGAGUGCGGCCUGGUACCCAAUGCAACUCUUCAUCUUCUUGUUAAGAAAGUUUAAUACAACGUUGAUACAAGCUGUAGUCAAUCUUCGUCAAACUUGUGCUUUCUUUACGCAUGAGCUAAUUCACUAUCUUUUAAGAUAUCGUAAGUUAUCCUUCCUAACGCUGAUUCCUCAAAAGCAGGUCUCUUUCUUCGUGCGCAAAUGAUGUAAAGUAGUAAACGUACUUUUACGUGCAAUGCAGUCGUAAAAUAACAGCAGUGUUCUAAGUACGUUUGUACAGUGUAAGAGAGUUAAUAAUUAAAUUCUAUUCAAGAAGGAAAUCAUUUAAGUAGAGUUGGAAAAACGCAUCUUUCUUUAAUUUAACAAAUGGUAAACACCACAGCGUACACUAUUGAGUUAUGGAUGUACGCGGGAGGUU